Molecule: messenger RNA, 1984 nt
Organism: Octopus bimaculoides (California two-spot octopus)
Lineage: Eukaryota; Metazoa; Mollusca; Cephalopoda; Octopoda; Octopodidae
Product: retinol dehydrogenase 14-like
Source: RefSeq, a predicted model, not a curated record
AAAAUGUAUAGAAAAAGAAAAAUAGGAAGAAUCUAAAAGUAUCUCUCAUUCCAUCAGUUCAGUUUUCCUUGUAUGUCCGAUAUAUGCCAGGCGGAUAUUCGUCAGCAUAUAAAUAUCGUGUUUAAAUGCCGAAUAGCUGGUGGAACAUAUUUGUUUAACAUUCCAUUAGAAAACGAAUUUUGUAUCUAAUGGAAAUAGAGGAAACAAAUGACUGUGUGCUUAAGAAGCUCGCCUUUGAGACACAUUUUUUUCGGAUUCAGUCCCACGGCGCGACACCUUGGAAAUGUAAAAGAUAAAAAGCAAGUAAAAGAUAAUAGGCUCCGGAUAGCCUUGUGAGUAAAUUUGGUUGACAGAAUCUGAGUGGAAGUCCGUUGAAUACAUACAUACUAAAAUAUAUUAUCGACUGCAUAUAUUCAAUACAUGUGUUUUGCUUGUUCGCCGGUACGCUGCGGGUUAGUACGGUGGAGAUGAUUCCUUCAAAGCACUGGGUGUUAAAAUACCUGUAAGCCAUAGAUAGUGAGGCAACUCGUCUCUAAUCCCAUUCAGGAGUGAUGGAUAUCGACAUUUCGCUAUUUUGCAGCUUUUCAAUAUCAAGUAGCUGAACCUGGCGAUGCAGUUUGCCCCCUGUUCGAUUCAGUACCAAUGGCAAUAGCGAUGGCAUCAGAUAGGACAUGCAAUGAAGCUAGUAACGACAAUCAGCAGCAGUAGCGCACUUGAUUCUCGUCAGUUUCAAAGAAGUGGGAGAGAGAGUAAACACGAAGAAAGAAGCGCUUAGCUUCAAGAAUUCAUUUACAUUUCACUUCGCUCUUUUAACAAAGCCGAUGUGCCAUUGUGUCAAAAUGCAUCAAUAUUCUGAAUAUUUGGAUGGUAAAACUGUACUUAUUACUGGAGCAAAUACAGGACUUGGAAAAGAGACAGCUUUAGAAUGUGCAAAAAGGAAUGCCAGGGUGAUUAUGGCUUGCAGAAAUCUAGAAAAGGCUGAAGCAGCUGCAAAAGAAAUACGUGAUGCCACAAAAGAUUCCAGUAAGAACGAGGUUGUCGUACGGGAAUUAGAUCUGUCUUCAUUCAAGUCUGUCCGUAAAUUUUGUGCAAGAAUAAACGAGGAGGAACCACAUUUAGAUAUUCUAGUCAAUAAUGCUGGAGUUUUUCGCUGUCCUUCAUCAUGUACAGAAGAUGGAUUUGAAAUGCAUUUUGGAGUAAACCACUUGGGACAUUUUCUAUUAACAACAUUGCUUCUGGAUUUGCUAAAAAAGUCUGCUCCAUCAAGAAUUGUAGUACUGUCCAGUUUCAUGUACAAAGAUGCUCGGAUAGACUUUGAUGACAUUAACUGCAAGAUAAAUUAUAAUCGCACUGAAGCUUACAGAUCUAGCAAACUGGCAAAUGUCUGGUUUUGUCGUGAAUUAUCCAAGAGAUUAGAAGGCAGUGGGGUUAAUGUUUAUUGUGUUAAUCCAGGAAUUGUUCUUACAGACAUCAUGCGACACUCAGUGCCACAAUUUUUUAGAUAUUUCGAUUGCAUUUUCAGACUAUGUUUCAAAACUCCCGCACAAGGAGUACAGACAACUUUAUAUUGUAUUCUGUCUGAAAAAUUACAAAAUGAAUCCGGAUACUAUUAUUCAGAUUGCAGCCAAGAAGACCUUAAUAGCAAUGGAUUAAAUGAGGAUGGAGCCAAAAGACUAUGGGAAGUUAGUGAAAAGGCUGUUGAAAGCGAAUAAAACAAUGUAAUUCCGAAAGACAAUGUGUGGGGUAGAUAUAAGCUCCUCAUAAGACAAGUCAAUAGGUUGACUUCAUUUCCUAAGUGCAUCACCAUAACCCAUUACAUCUUUAUUAUUAAAUCAUCCUAUAUAUAAUUUAUGUAAGUUAUAUACACUUGUCCCUUGAUCCUGCAAGUUCCUAUGCAAAUGAAAACUGUAUAACUUGAGGAGAGUAUGUUUUUAAUAAUAUUAAUAAAAGAAAAAAACAAAAACACUCACAAGUUACUGUUUAA